AAUAAAAAAAUAUAUUAUUAAAAUAGUACUAAAAAAAAGAGAUGAUGUAACGGAAUAUGGUGUGUUCUCAUACGAUUUGUACAGCAGAGGCAGCGUGCAUGCCUUGAAAACGGUUUGUAUUUAGCUUUUCAGUCACUCGGCAUUAUUCAACAAUACCAAAUUGGAGGAAGAAACUUUGCCCAAAACCAGGAAUCGAAGAAAAGUUGCAGGCGAGAGCUAUGGAUGCUAGCAGGAAGAGAGCGAGGGACGGGGAAGCAGCAGAAAUCCUCCAACCCAACAAAAAAGAGCGCAUCGACGAUCGGAGGCGUUACGAGUUCCACGACGGAAUCGGAGUUUUCGAUUUCCCGUGGCUCAAGGAGGGCGUGGUCUUUGAGGAUCACAAUCACGACGACAAGUUUUCAUAUCUGGACGAGACUUUCGCAGCGGACCGCGAUCAGUCGCAAAAUCUCUGUGUUUCUGUGGACGGUGAUGAUGAUUUCAGUUUUCUGUCGCUGGUGGAUGAUCUGGAGCCGGUGGAUUGCAUUUGGAGCUCCGUGAUUGAUCAACCGCUCUUCGGCGUUGGAUCUGGCAAGGGAUGAUUGUGUAUGAUGGUAUUGGUGCAUCAUCCAUUUUUCUGCAAAAUUGUGCUUUUUUGAGAUCCGAGGCUACAUCGAAACUCCAAACUCCAAAAUACUUUUGUUUUUUGUUUUUCAAAAAAUGAAAAAUAGUGAAAUAUAAUGUAGCCAUUCAUUCCUCUCCAGUGAACCUAAAUUGGAGAGAUUGAGAUGAUAAUUGAGUUGUAUCACUCCAACUACCAAAAUCCAAGAUUUUGCCAUUUGCGAAAUUACACCAUUGGAUUCACUACCAUCAAACUCCGAUAUUUCAUUUUCAA
This is a messenger RNA of Salvia hispanica, 871 nucleotides long. Its product is annotated as DNA binding / transcription factor. NCBI's taxonomy places the organism in Eukaryota, Viridiplantae, Streptophyta, Magnoliopsida, Lamiales, Lamiaceae. The record is from RefSeq and is a predicted model, not a curated record.